Protopolystoma xenopodis is the source of this 375-nucleotide messenger RNA. The record is from the annotation of a GenBank genome assembly. Lineage: Eukaryota; Metazoa; Platyhelminthes; Monogenea; Polystomatidea; Polystomatidae.
AGCGGUUGCUUCGCCUCGGGACUGAGGCAGGAGAGAGAGUCUGAGAAGCAAGAGGGAUACGAGGAGCAGGAGGCUGGCAGUGUACCGGUGGAUGAGUGGGGCGAAAUGGGAAAAAUCGCAGGACUCGUCAGAAGAUGGGAGGGUGGAGGAGGAGCCAUGGAAUUGAGCACUGAGGAGAAGGAUGGUGUGGAUCUGCCGGCGUCAGAGAUCGACUGUCCGGCGGAGGAGAGGAGGAACGGUGACAAAAGCAGAUGCAGCGGAAGCAGGCCUGACCCGCUGGCCGACGACAGAGAACCCGGCAACCACGAGAUUGGCCAGGCAGGUGUCUGUCGUUCGGUGUCGCCGGGCGACCCUGGCAGUGGUGCCGUAUGUUGA